UCGAGCUUCAUUUCGCAGUCGAGCGUUAGCGCGAAAUUUCGGAAGUCGUUGCACAAGGCCCAUUUCGGUCCCGUGGCAAGUGUCGAUUCGCGGUCGCGAGUUCAGUGAAGUGUUGGGCGUGGGUGAGCCAAAGGUCUACGAAGAGACGGCGAGGUCCACUCCGAGGCGGUCCCCCAAUGGAGAGACGACCGGGACAAGCGAGGGCGGCUUCCACACGUACAGGCAUAAUGAGACGUCGCACACGGAGCGCUCGGAGGACGAGAUUUUGACAGUGAGGUACGAGGACGGACGAUGGUCGAAGCCGUACUACGACUGCGGAGGAGGCAACAUUUGGAUGCUGACCUACACUGUUCCCUUUUUCGGCUACGUCAAUGACACGUACUUCUUCAAGGGCACCAGUGGAAUCGAUAUCGACCUCAGGAGGGUGGACAUCGAUCAGUGCCCCUUGCCUCCUGGCUCUACUCAAUUGAACAUCUUCGCCGCCAGCGACAAGUGCAAGAAAAGAACAACCGAGUGUGUCGCCAUUCCCGGAUUGGGCUUCCGCCGUGGCAGCUAUAGAUGCGUUUGCAAGCGCGGCUUCUUCUAUCCUGACACCAAGUCCACCAAGCGGUACUACAAUGGCACCGUCAUCGAAGAGGAGUACGAGAAGCUCAUGCUGGGUGAAGAGUCUCAGUACGCGGUCCAGGGGGUCUUCGAGUGUCUGCCCUGCGCCGAGGGUUGCGAGUCCUGCGAGGAUGGCUCACCCUGCAUCGUGUCCUUAAACUGGCUCAUGAGGACCGCCAUCCUCAUUCUCGAAUGCUGCAUAAUUGCCUGCCUCCCCGUGGUCGUCAUCUUCACGUGGAAGUACGGGAACGUCAAGGUGGUCAGAGCAGCAAGUCCAGUGCUGUUGCGCGUAAUUGCCCUGGGUGCAUUCUUCAUCUACUGCACCACCAUCGUCAUGUACCCCCGACCAAACGUCGUCACCUGCACCGUACGAGUAUGGCUACGAGAGAUUGGCUUUUCUCUCACCUACGGUGCCCUCAUGUUGAAAACCUGGAGGAUAUCCGUCAUAUUUCGCGUCAAGUCCGCCAAAGCUGUCAAGAUCACCGAUAUGAACCUGCUGAAGAGACUGGGCAUCAUCGUCACGAUAUUCAGCGUCUUCCUGGGGAUUCGCACCCUGGUCGCCCCACCGGUCGUCAUCGUCGCUCGUACGGCGGACGAUCUCAAGGCAUAUCUCUGCAGAACCGAUUGGUGGGAUCACAGCUUCACCACUCUUGAAGUGAUGUUUCUCGUAUGGGGCAUCAGACUGUGCAUCGUCGUGAGGAAAGCCCCAUCGGAGUUCAACGAAAGCCGAUUCAUAUCCAUGGCCAUUUACAACGAAUUCCUGCUCUCGGUCUUCCUAAACGUCUCGAUGCUGUUCCUGCAAUCACCGGCCAAUCCGGAUUUGCUGUACAUCAUAUUUUUCUGUCACACCCAACUGACGGUGACACUUCUCCUGUGUCUGAUUUUUGGCAGCAAGGCAUACGUCGUCUUUCGCGGGGACGAUAAGGAGGAUUCGCUGGGUAAACUUUCCGGUGCCACUGGGAAAUUCGUCGGAAAAUCUUGCCGAGCUCAAGGCACCAGCAAUCAGACCAACUCGAUCUCCUUGCAGCAGGGUAACUUCACCGAAGACAGCGACGGUGUAACGGAGGAGUUCCGACGACUGUGCAGUCAACUGGAGCACCUCAAAGAGAGGAACAUGCGGUCCGGAAACAGGGAGCUGGUCGCCAAGAUCACGGCCAUGCAGGAAGCCGCGAAUCGUGCCGAAACCCAGGUCUCGACCAUCCAGGCGAUCUGUUCAUCCCUAAGAUUAAAUAGCAUGACAAGCCUGACGACCGAAAAAGUUGACGUCAAGGUGGAGAACGGCUCCGGGUGGAACCGAGCGAACUCCGCGGAUUCCGGUUCGGAAAGUGCAGAGAAGAAAAAAUCGACGAAAAAGUCGAACAGCCUGGAGGACUCCGCGACCACGACGUCGUCCCCGAAGAAGAAAGACGGCGACGGGGACGCCCAGCCUGCCGAGGAAGCUGACAAGAAGGGCCCAGGAAGCAACGGGAAGGUGAAGGACGAGGUGGCUUCCAGGGAACACCAGGUCUUGGCUGCAGGGGAAGAGGUUGCAGAUGCCAAAUCCAGGGAGGACUCGGCCAAGGAAAGAAAAAGUAAAUCGGGACACGCCAGGACGCACGCAAUCGUUAUCAAUCUGGACGACAAGAGCAGGUUCUCCGAAGAGGUGACUGUAUAGAUUGGCACUGGUCUGGCUGGUCCAAGAAUUCGGUCCGAUGUAGGGCUCGCGUGAGACUUUACUCGUUUGGUAGAAAAGAGGUAUCGUAUUUUCGUUCAAAAAAAUGAGAACGUUCUUGUUGACGACUAGUGGGAUAGACGUAGGUCUGGAUGACUAAGGUAUAAGUGGGAAAACUUGGAGUUGGAGUUUACGAGUAGUUGUGUUUUAUUUUUGGAGAUUAUGGAACGAUUAUGUGCUGAACUGGAAUGCUAUUGUUCGUGACAGGACGUAGGAAUUUAUUUCGAAAAUUUCAAAUUGUUGAGCGGAAGAUGUCUACGUUCUACCAAGCGAGGAUGGUACAUUGGUUUUAAAGAUACUUUCUUGGCGAUAAACCCUGGUACUUUCACCCAAGGUGCAAAAACUUUUGGGAGUGGUUCAUAGAGGUGUUCAUGUUCCUUUUCCUAUAUAGUAUUUUCUACGGGGGAAACGAUUAUCUUCCACAUGCCAAACGUAAGGAGUAUCGUUGCGAACGCGCGAAAGAUCACGGUCUACCUGCGAUUUCAUGCAAGAACGCAUUACGCGCUCGGGGGAAAAUUGAAUGAAAAAAAUAAUUAAGAAUUAAAAAUCCGGUAAAAAUGGAUACUUUCGUAGUUUCGGAAGAAUCCACUAGCAAGGAAGACCCAAUCGCUCCGACUCGACACCUACUCGUAAACGAAUUCCUCACAAUCAGUCACCAAUCGAUGACGACCACACGAUAAGUCAGCCAUGAAUUUCGCUAAAUUUUUACUAAAUUCUUUCAUACAUCACAUAGCUCCAAAAUGAUAUAAUGCUUUUCCAAUUAGAUUCGAAGUAACGUAGAUACUUACUUUAGUUAAAUAAUCGCUUUUAAAUUUUCUAAUUAAUAAAAUGCGGCACAGAAGAAAUUGAGGGGCAUUUCGGUGGGUUGCGAAAAAGGGAUUAUUGGUCUGCCCUCGUUCCGUUUUCCUCGAAGAGAAGACUCCAGCCCAAAAAAUGCGAUUCCUUCCGUGUCGACCGUAUGCACACACAUUACCAUCGGAGUGCACGUUAUUUCUGUAAAUAUGCACCCCCUACUCCGAGUGACGGAAAGCUGAACGCUUUUUCCGGGCUGUCCUCGUUGAAUCAUGUAAAUAGCGAAAUUUACGCACCGAGUGCGCCCUCUUUCCCGAGUCCACAUUGUAUAUAAACAUUGUAUGUAGCCAGGUUGUUCCGGGAAUCUUUACCGCGCUCAUAGUCGGCAUAUCGUGCUUUUACUCUAAUGCAUAUCAAGGGUACCGACACUUUGUCGACCGAAAACACCUCGAUUCGUCAGUUUUUAUCUAACAUUGUUGAACAAUGGAUUCAAUGUAACCGUGUUGACUUGUGGGGAAUAUGACCGGUUACACGCGAUGGCUCUUUAAGGUUGGGGCCACGCGAGCGUCAAACCUGACACGCGUCAGAAACAUUUGAGUAAACAAAUUUCGUGCUAUAGUUGUGAUUUUAGCAAUAAGAUUUUAUUACUUAACUACAGUUACCUUUGUUACGAGGUAUAGAAAAAAAUGAUUCAAGUCAAAGUUGACACUCGUUACAAGUGUAACCGAUAAAACGUGAAAGACCAAUAUAAUUAUUAUAAAAUAAUACGAAAUAUAAAGAAACUCGUUGAAAAAGAAACGCCAAUCAUAGCUUAUCUAUUCCGAGUCUUUACGAUCACAUGCCACAUGGAUAGGAAAACUGUUGUUCACCCAAACAAUCUCUAAUUGAUCGUUUGAGAGAUCGUUUGGGAUAACUUCGCAUACAUGUAACGGUGUUGUCGGCUUUUUACAUAAAUAUUUGUCUUACUUAUAACCAAUGUUACAUUGGACGGCGUUAAAAUUAUAUCCGAUCUCUCCUGCAUCGGUUCCGACGCGCGUAGCAACGCGUGCAAUCUUAUAAGCGACGCAUUUCUCCUACGACGGACGUCGUGACGCGGCACACACAUUUUAACGUAAUACAGGUACGCAUCGUUCCAAACGAAGUCGGCCACACGAGCAUCGAUAAUACGUCCGUUCGAAGUACGUCCAUCGCAAUGAACGCCAGCAAAACGCUCGUAUGGCCUCAGCUGAAAGCGACGCACGUUUUCCACAAUUGUAAAAUCCGUCGGAACGCACGUGAUUUUUAACGCUCAUGGCUCCACACGAGUAUAUUCGUUCAAACGUACCUUCGUCGUAACGUACGUUGAAACGACGCUCAUGUGGUCCUGACCUAAACGUGCGUUAAUACUUCGGUCGACAAAGGUUAAAAAGUAAAAAUUCCUCGAAUAGAACGUGCAAAGAUUUUAAAAACAGUUAUAAGAAAAUUCGAAAAUUCUCCCCCGGAUGCGAAUUCAUAGCAGUGGUUUUGCAUUCGAUCCGAAAUGUCAUCUCGCGAUAUACGCUUCUAUCGAAAAGUAAUUAUGAGGUAAUAUUUGUCGAGCUUUCAAAGAAAUCUUUUAAUGACAUUAUAGUUUUACUUUCUGAGUAUAAUUUUCCUGGUGGAAUUCACGGAAUGACAGAUUAAUAAAUCUAGCGGAAGCUUAUAAUGCCAGUUAAUUUCUAUACUUGCAACAGACGUUAACUCCGUAAGGUAGUUUUUCAUUUUUUCCUUUUUCUACUAAUUGAAUAGAUUUUUGAAUUUAAAGAGGUUACAUCCCUUCAUUCUGGAAUGAUUUUAAUAUGUUUUUUUACGACAGGAAAGCGUCCCAAUCGUUAAUCGAGACUACACAAUAAUUCGAGUCAUUUUGCAGAAGUGUUAAAAUAUUCGCAAUCUGGAGUAACGAGGUCGUUUCCUCCGACAGACGUAUGAAUCAAAAGGACGUUUCGUUGCUUUCGUUAAAAAUUCAUUUCUUACAUAAAAAUCCGCAUUUUUAAUCUCUACGGUCAAAGUUCUAUUUUUAUUCAUUCUCAUAUCCACAAAGGAAACUUUUCGAAUUCUCUUUAAACGCGGAAAAUAAACUCGCUUGGUAACAUACAGGAGCAGUAUAACUGUUUUAGCCGACAAAGCAAACUAAUAACCGAAUUCUUCGAUACGUGUUUUGAAAGGAGAAUCUCGGAACGCAUGUUAGCCAAACAAUUUUUACUGCCCCUCUAUUGGUGAAUAAUAAAUUCCCUUUGUAGCGAGAUUUGAUCAUCUUGCGAAAACAAUUAUGUCGAAAUUGGAGGUCUCGUUGGACACGCGAUGCUUUCCAACGAGUUUCCGUUUCGGUGUUGGUCCUUCGGGAUUCUAUUAAACGUGUACAUAAGUGUACAUACGGUAUACAUAUGCCGAAUCGUGUAAUCCGGGCGGAUGCACGCGCGCACGCACACGCAAUCACACGUAUGUCGUCCUCGACUUUACGAGAUGUCGCAAAGGGAAGAGAAACCUAGUCAUAAGUAUACAGUUCAUAUCACUCGCAAAUUGCAGUUGUUCUUACUUGCCAUUUGUAAAUAAGUAAUGUGUAACGCAUGUCGCCGAAGUCCGACGAGUGCGAGGAGGCUGCGGAUCUCGACGGGUUUCGAGCUCACCCCAGAAAAAAAAGAACACCGAAGGACCAAUUUUAUCGGCACACUCGUGUUUUCUGGAUAAAUUGCCCACGUCUCAUUUCUUAAAGAGAAAAUGACCUCUGUAGCAAAUUGAUGCUUAUUGGUAUUUAUCACUCAAUCGAUAAUAAUCGCGUUUCGGAAUCACUGUUUUGACAGCGAUGCCUAUAAUGGCCUGCAACAUGGAAUCGGUAACUAAUUUUGAUAAUAGUCUACUUAUUAUUUCGGUACAAAUGUCAACGGUUGUUUUUUUCUGGGACGGUAGCUGAGAAAGAGAAAACAUUCGAGAACUUCGUCGAUGUAUAAUUAAGCGCCGCAGCUUAACGAGAAUUAAUGUCGAAAAUUCGCUAAACUUUAAACAAUUAAGAGUACUUACUGUACAGCCGCAUUAUUCGAGCUAAGUAUCGAAACGGUUAUCGCAUCGUUCUGCCUUACGACGUAACACGAAUCGUUACACCGUGAGUGAUAAAUUAAAUUGAGUAUU
Molecule: messenger RNA, 6250 nt
Organism: Orussus abietinus
Lineage: Eukaryota; Metazoa; Arthropoda; Insecta; Hymenoptera; Orussidae
Product: probable G-protein coupled receptor CG31760
Exons: 12
Coding region: 335-2257 (640 amino acids)
Biological process (GO): G protein-coupled receptor signaling pathway
Cellular component (GO): membrane
Molecular function (GO): G protein-coupled receptor activity
Source: RefSeq, a predicted model, not a curated record